Molecule: messenger RNA, 1980 nt
Organism: Penicillium argentinense
Lineage: Eukaryota; Fungi; Ascomycota; Eurotiomycetes; Eurotiales; Aspergillaceae
Gene: arg2
Product: acetyl-CoA:L-glutamate N-acetyltransferase
Exons: 1
Coding region: 1-1980 (659 amino acids)
Biological process (GO): L-arginine biosynthetic process
Cellular component (GO): mitochondrial matrix
Molecular function (GO): arginine binding; L-glutamate N-acetyltransferase activity, acting on acetyl-CoA as donor
Source: RefSeq, a predicted model, not a curated record
AUGGCUAAUAGGAACGUACAGGAAUUCUUCCUGAGCUUGCUCAGCUCUGCCUCUACUAAGCGCGAGGCCAAGUCGUACCUGUCUCGCUUCAAAAAUAGCGCUCCCAAGCCAGUCGAGACAACAAAACCCGCAGCCGGAAAUGAAUCCCUCAAGGAAGACCCGUCGGCAGCUUCGCCCUCUGGGGUAAACCUGGGAUCUUUUUAUGGUGCAUCGCGAGCUGUUUACGACAGCCCGGUGUUCUGGCAGCACACCACACCUGCGCCACGAGGUGAGGAGCCGGCUGAGAGACUUCAUCUGGCCUUAAUUAAGAUUACGACACCCCAAUCCCUGGAGGACGAGGUUGUCAAUGGGGUUGCGAAGACUCUGUCACAACUCGUACGUUUAGGAAUGGGAUGUUGUGUGGUAGUUGAUCCGGGCAAGGUGGACAGCUCUACUGUGCGGCAAGUUGCCAUCGAGCAGGCUAAUCGAAUCUCGGCUGCGGUCGAUGAGCAGCCCGACUCCAAAGCAUUCCGUUUGGACUCGGCACUGUCGAUUUCUGAAAAGGGCCAUCGUCAGCCGACUGUGAUGUCACGCAAGGCACUUUUGAGCCCACUCCGGGACGGCCAUGUCGUUAUCGUCACCCCAGUUGCUUAUCUGGAAGAGAACCCUAGAGCCGUGCCUGUGUCUGCGGAUGAUGCCGUGCUUGCCUUGACCAAGGAAUUUGCGGGUCUGUCUACUGUCCCAGACCCAGAUGAGGAUCCUAUAAUCUCUGCGGAACGGAUUGAUAGCCUGCAAAAAGAAGUCUCGCUCGACCGAGUAAUUCUCUUGCACCCCCUGGGAGGCAUUCCAGCCUUCAGAGGACCACAAUCGUCUCAUGUUUUCAUCAACAUGGAACAGGAAUUUGACGAAAUCGAGGAGGAGCUGUCGGAAACAAGAGAAUCUAUCUCUGGAAAACCAGGUGUUAUACUGCCACACAAGGACACCGGCCCUGCGUCCGCUCUCUUGGAUAGCAAUCCAUUCUCCAAGUUCGUCAAUGCGGAUGUGAUCUCUCCCUUGCCUGGGCAGUCGAGCCAGCUGCCCGGUGCCGAGGCGAUGGGAAUGGUCCUCGAUGGCCAUCUAGAGAACCUUCGACUAUCUCGUGCGACGCUGGCUCUUCUACCCUCGGCCUCUUCUGGCAUCAUUGCUUCUCCGCAAGAAGUGGCCAACUCUGCCCGCCCACCCCAAGUUGCUCCGUCCGAUGUUUCCGCCGUCGGAACGCGCCGCCAACGUAACCCUCUCAUCCACAACCUUCUCACCGAUAAACCUCUUCUCUCAUCUUCACUGCCUCCAGGGCGCCGUGGCGCUGGCAAGGGCAGACCCAGUGCUAUCAGCCCUCUUCCACCUCACACCACCUUUGUGAAGCGAGGCAUGCCUCUCACUAUCCUCCCCAACCCACAUGUACAAAUGUGGACUGCCCAUGGCCAACGGCGUCUACAGCUGAACGACCCAUCUAUCGAUCUGCCCCGAUUGGUGCAUCUGAUCGAGGAUUCUUUCGACCGCAAGCUUGAUGUGCAAGACUACCUGCAACGAGUCAACGAUCGCAUCGCCGGCAUCAUUGUCGCAGGUGAAUAUGAAGGUGGCGCAAUUCUCACCUGGGAAACACCACCAGGUGUGAUAGACGACGGCAGCUCAGAGAAUGCCGCACGCAUGGUUCCGUACUUGGACAAAUUUGCAGUGCUCAAGCGUAGUCAGGGUGCCGGUGGUGUCGCCGAUGUGGUGUUCAACGCGAUGGUGCGUACAUGUUUCCCCAAUGGGGUCUGCUGGCGCAGUCGCAAAGACAACCCCGUGAACAAAUGGUACUUUGAACGGUCUUGUGGCUCUUGGAAGCUAUAUGACAGCAACUGGACGAUGUUUUGGACGACGCCAGGCUUGCCGGAAGACACGCAGCGUUUCCAGGACUACGAAGCCGUGUGUCGGGCCAUUCAGCCUAGCUGGGCAGACAACAAAAGCGUCAUUGAUUAA